CGCCAGGGGGCGCCAUCGCGGCGGCGGCGCGUCCCGGACGCUGCGUCAGCGCCAAUGGAGCGGCGCGAGCGGGAGGCGGGAGCGGCCGGCCGCUAGACCACCCCCCGCCAUGGGCCAACGCCCCCCGUGAGCCCCCGGCCCGGGCCCGGCCGUGCUGGCGGCGGCGGGGGGGGGGGGGUGCGGCGCAGGAUUCGCCCCCCCCCCAACCCUGGGACCCCCGAGAGAGCGACAGCCAUGAGCGCCCCCCCGCGGUCGGAGCUCGCCGCCGCCGCCGCCGCCCUGCUGCGCCUGGGCGAGGAGCGCCCCCCCGCGGCCGCCAUGAGCCUGCUGCAGCGCAAGGGCCGCCCCGAGUGGCGCCCCCGCGAGGAGGAGCCGCGCAAGGGGAUCCCCAAGGCGCGGGAGGGGGGGUCCCUGCGGCGCCCGCUGCGUGUGGGGUUCCUGACGCUGCCGGCGCCGCAGGAGCGCGGCCCCCGGCCCUGCGCCCCCGGCAUGGCCCCGCGCUCGCUGUCCUGCCACGCCGUGGGGCUCCCCGACUCGGGGGUGCCCCUGCGCCCCCCCGGGCCCCGCUCCGGGCCCCCCGAGGGCCGGGGCCUGGAGGCGCCGCCCGCCAAGAGAGGGGGCACCCCCCGGGGGGGCUGCGUGCGGCAGACGCCCCCCCUGAAGCCCUCGCGCAGCCCCCAGACCCGUUUGUCGGCCGGAGCCCCCCCGCCGCCCGUGGCCGAGCAGGGCGAGGCGGAGGAGCCGGUGUACAUCGAGAUGGUGGGGGACGCCCGGGGGGUCCCGGGGGGCGACCCGCGGCGGGCGGGGCCGGGCGGAGCCCCCCCCCCACCCGCCGAGGAGCCCGAGGCCAUUUACGAGGAGAUGAGCUGCCCCCUGCCCGCGGGGGAGGGGCCGGGACACGCCCCUUUCGCGGGACACGCCCCUUUCCACGGACACGCCCCGCACUCCGCCCACGCCCCUUUCGGCGGCCCCGCGCUGCACUCCGGCCACGCCCCCUACGCCGGACACGCCCCUUUCUCCGGACACGCCCCUCACGCCGGCCGCGCCCCCUUCAUCGGCCACGCCCCUUUCUCCGGCCCCGCCCCCAUCCCGCCGCCUUUCCCCAACCUGCUGCCGCCCCGCCCACCCCCGCUGGCCCCGCCCCCCGAGGCCGCCUCCCGCCUCCCCCUCCCCUCGCGCCGCGAUGCCCCGCCCCCCGCGCGCGCGCGCAGCCACUCCACGCCCCUCCCCCCGCACCACGCGCCGGGAGGGGCGGGGCGCGAGCGCGGGGGGGCGGGGCUGGGGCCGCUGCCCCUCCCACCCUCCGCCGAAGCCCCGCCCCCCGGGAAGCGCCCGCCCGCCUACGAGAGCCUGCGCGGGGGCGUGGCCUCGGCAGGCCCCGCCCUCGGCCGCGAGGAGGACCCGCCCCUUCGCCGGGGGGGCGGAGCCUCGGCCCGGCGCGGGAAGGAGACUGAGAAGGCGCCGGAGCCCCCCCGGGAGGAGCGGGGGGGGGCCGGCUCGGUUCCGCCCCCCUCGGGGAUCCCGGUCCGGGCCGAGGGGCCCCGGGGGCGGCCGGGACCCCCCCUGCCCUGCCAGACCUUCCCCGCCUGCGGGAGACCCUCGGAGCUCCCCGGGGGUCCCCGCCUGGGCCGCUCCGCCUCCACCUCGGGGGUGCGCCAGGCCGGGGCCCCCCCGUUCCCACGGGCUCCCCCCUCCUCGCGCCCCCUCUCCGGGGGGGUCCCCGGGGGGGGUUUCCCCGCCGCCGCCGCGCCCCCCCGGCCCCGGGACGGGCAGCUGCAGGAGGUGAUCGACCGAAAGCGCUGCGUGUGCACCGAGAUCAAGGCGCGGGGGGGGCGGGGGGGGGGGGCUGUGCAAGCAGGACAGCCUGCCCCCCCUGCCCGCCCCCCCCGCCUGGAAAGGGGGUCCCCCCGCUCCCGAGGGGGGCCGGCCCCCGCCCCCGCCGCCCCCCGGCACGCCCCCGGCCCGCCGGCCGCACGCCGUGCUCUGGGACACCGCCAUCUGACCCGCCCCCCGGGGUGCCUGGAGCACCCCAAAUCCUGCCCCUGGAAUGGGGGGGGGGCCCCGAAAUCAUUGGGGGGGCUCCUAAGGAUAAAAUGGGGAGGGGGGAUCCUGAAGAGAACGCGGGACGUUCCCGCGGUGAAAAGCGCCGGUUUUCCGUGA
Messenger RNA from Oenanthe melanoleuca, 2160 nucleotides. RefSeq names its product basic proline-rich protein-like. The coding region runs from base 235 to 2160 and encodes 641 amino acids. Lineage: Eukaryota; Metazoa; Chordata; Aves; Passeriformes; Muscicapidae. The record is from RefSeq and is a predicted model, not a curated record. The transcript has 8 exons. Gene Ontology annotation, biological process: phosphatidylinositol 3-kinase/protein kinase B signal transduction; neuron projection morphogenesis.